UUUUUAUCUGGAGCAUCUUAAGUCAUGACCAACAUCGUACUAUGUAAUAAUACAACUUGCGGAAGUGGAAUACCUUAAUAUGGCCAAAGUUCCUUGUAGCUAAUAUUUAAUAUACGCUGUCGUCAUAUAUGCACUCCCAAUUGCACCAUGACAACUGCUCAGACUCCUACCUCUCGCCGACGGAAGCGAAGUCGUCUUGAAGAUGAAGAUGAGCUAGACUCGUCACCCGCCGUCACACCAAGCGUAUCCGCUUCUGUCAAGAGACGCCGCCUCGAUAGUCUUGCGAACGCCUCGCCCUCCACCCCGAAAGGCUUCUCUGCCAUUACUUCUGCCAUUGGCGGUGCUCUCGGACUAAAUCGAAAAGGGGGCGCGAAGGGUAGUACCCGCGCCAACCAGACGAAACCGACCACCGAUACUUCCUACAUAGUACCCGAAUCUCAAAGCGAUGGCGAAGCUAUUAAAAAGAUACAGAGCCUCCCCAUCAAGCAUAAGAAGCUCGGCCUCAGGCCACCAAAUAUUAGCCAACGUCUUCCUAGCAACAUCUAUGAGGUGCCCGAUUCGGAUGAAGAGGCAGGAGGUGCUCGAGGGACAGCAGAUGAGAGUCACGAUGAGAUUCAAUCUACACCGCCGGUAAAGAAGAGUACUGUAGGGACACCAAGCGCUUCCUCAAAGAAGAGUGUAAGCACACGCUUGUUGGAGUCCCGGAAAAAGGGGUCGGCUGUUCCAGUUCAGAAUGAGACUGAACAGGUAGAUACACCCAAAAAAAGGGGGAGGCCCCCGAAGGCUCAGAUUGCGGUCGAUGCGCUUGUCUCUAGCGCCAAACCGAAUAAAGCUCAGCUCCCAAGGCGCAAUGCGAAUGCUUCACCUGACAAGCCACCACCCAUUAAGGGGAUACUGUCGCCGCAAAAGAAAAGGUUAGGGCGACCACGCAAGAAUGUCGCUUUUAACGACGGAGAUAGUGGGAAGGAGAAUGAGGUUUUCUUUGAGGAUAUCCAGUCGAACCCCACGAAGCCGAAGGCCCGAGGAAAGGUCAUGGAAGCCGUCACUAUUAAUAAGCCAUCUCCUGAAGAAGAAGAAGCGAGUGAGACGCAAGAUAGCGAGGACGAUGAAGUAUGCGCCAUAUGCUCGAAGCCGGAUUCCGAGCCGCCGAAUGAGAUUAUCUUUUGCGAGAAUUGUGAUAUGGCGGUGCACCAGAAGUGCUACGAUGUACCUGUCAUUCCGGAAGGCGACUGGAUCUGUAGGAAUUGCUCGCAAGACGAUAUUCUACCAGGCGCGAAAGCGACUCCAAAGAAACAGAUACAUGUGACAAACGUGUCUGAAGUUCCCAGCAUUCCCAAUUUUGAGCAGCACCUACGACACAUGCAGCGCGUGCUGUUAGAUCGAUGUUCUGGAAACCGUCUCAUUAAGCUUUGUGGUCAGACCGAAGCUUACGACAAAGCGUUUCAACUAGUAGAACAGACGGUCUUAGCCGGCGAAGGCAAUUCGAUGAUGGUUAUUGGCGCGAGAGGGUCUGGAAAGACUACGUUGAUGGAAGAAGUCAUAUCGAAUCUCAGGGCUGAACAUCAGGAGGAAUUCCAUGUAGUUCGCCUCAAUGGUUUCAUCCACACCGAUGAUAAGCUAGCUCUUAAGGAGAUCUGGCGGCAACUCGGCAAGGAGAUGAAUCUUGAAGAUGAUCUGAUAAAUAAGACAAACAACUAUGCCGAUACAAUGGCUUCACUAUUAGCUCUCCUGUCUCAUCCCGCAGAAAUUACGGGAGCCGAGGACGGUGUAACAUCUAAGUCCGUCGUCUUCAUUAUUGACGAGUUUGACUUAUUUGCGACACACGCACGCCAAACACUGUUAUACAACCUAUUCGAUAUUGCUCAGGCAAGGAAAGCCCCCAUUGCAGUGGUAGGGUUAACUACAAGAAUAGAUGUGGUAGAGAGUUUGGAGAAGAGAGUAAAAAGUCGGUUUAGCCACCGAUAUGUCUACAUGUCUCUUCCAAAAACAUUACCAGCCUAUUGGGAUGUCUGUAAGCAGGGACUGUCUGUUGAUGAGGAGGAUCUUGGUCAAGAAGGGUUCGACACUAGUUUGGAAGGACUAUACGAGUUCCGAGAUUACUGGGAGAAGAAAAUCGAGGCUCUACGCAAGAACCCGAGUUUCGAGGACCAUUUAGAAUACCACUACUAUACGACAAAAUCUGUACCGGCAUUUCUUACAUCGUGCAUUCUACCUCUCUCAGUAGUUUCGACUUCCUCGCUGAAUCUAUCAAUACCUUCGCCCUCAUCAAUCAGCAUUUCGUUCGAACCUUCGGAAUCAAAACUUCAUCUUUUAGCAACACUGUCGGAUCUAGAGCUGGCGCUACUCAUUUCAGCAGCCCGUCUCGACAUCGUCGCUCAUACUGACACAGUAAAUUUUGCCAUGGCAUAUGACGAAUAUAGUUCCCAGAUGGGAAAGCAACGAGUGCAGUCAGCUUCGUCUGGUAUGCUAGCCCUGGGAGCGGGCGCAAGGACUUGGGGUCGAAGUGUCGCCGCAGUAGCCUGGGAACGGUUAGUGUCACUUGGCAUACUAAUACCGGCCGGUAUAGGAGGCCGGAGUAACGCUGCGCAUGGCGGUCUGGAGGGCAAGAUGUGGAAGCUCGAUGUUGUACUGGAAGAAAUUCCUACGGCAUGCGAGCUGCCGGGAUUCCUUUCCCGGUGGUGCAGUCAGAUCUAAGCUACCAUGGAGCUACUAUAGAUGGCUUGCGGCGUCGGGAUCUGAAUAAUGAAUGACCAUAAAACCGUUAGACCGGUCACCGCUCAGCCUGUCGGGGGCGAAGAUAGCCGCGAACUAGGUGACAAGAUAUAAAUACAUUUAUUUACACCAACUGUUGUACUAGUCUUUAUCG
Messenger RNA from Daldinia loculata, 2866 nucleotides. Its product is annotated as origin recognition complex subunit 4 C-terminus-domain-containing protein. Gene Ontology annotation, molecular function: DNA replication origin binding; ATP hydrolysis activity. Gene Ontology annotation, cellular component: nucleus; nuclear origin of replication recognition complex. Gene Ontology annotation, biological process: DNA replication initiation; DNA replication. NCBI's taxonomy places the organism in Eukaryota, Fungi, Ascomycota, Sordariomycetes, Xylariales, Hypoxylaceae. The record is from RefSeq and is a predicted model, not a curated record. The coding region runs from base 148 to 2694 and encodes 848 amino acids. The transcript is spliced from 4 exons.